Molecule: messenger RNA, 4272 nt
Organism: Gopherus evgoodei (Goodes thornscrub tortoise)
Lineage: Eukaryota; Metazoa; Chordata; Testudines; Testudinidae
Gene: HACD3
Product: 3-hydroxyacyl-CoA dehydratase 3
Exons: 10
Coding region: 1071-1967 (298 amino acids)
Biological process (GO): sphingolipid biosynthetic process; very long-chain fatty acid biosynthetic process; fatty acid elongation
Cellular component (GO): endoplasmic reticulum membrane
Molecular function (GO): 3-hydroxyacyl-CoA dehydratase activity
Source: RefSeq, a predicted model, not a curated record
UAAUAAAUUUGUUUUAAAGUUAAGAGCAUUCCUGAUCCCUCUGUGCAGGGGUGGACUCCUGGCGACAUGCAGCCUAGCUGGGCAGAGGGUAGGAUUGCCAAGGGAUUACUGGCCACAACUUUUCUAAGUUCUUUUCUUGGUCAUAAUGAUUUAGGCCCCGAUCCCGGACCCCUACGCUCGCCCAGAGGAGCUUGAAUAUCAGAGCCUUUAGACGGAAGUGUAACACAGUAUAGCUGGAGCUGAUGGUUUGGGGGUUUCAAAUAAAUGUCCUAGGUAUAGGUGUAGUAAUUGAUAGGAUCACCACUCGGUUUGUUUUUGUAGAAGGUCAUAUUUAAUUAAAAAACAACAACAACAACAAGCUGUGCACCAUAUUUAAAUAUGUCAGCUGAUUUUCCAUGCAUCUUUCCCUAAACUUCACAUUGAAAGCACUACUGCUGUCCCAAAGACCUUGUGUGCAAAUACUAUCAGGUUUUGGACCAGGAACUAAAAUUCAAUUUGAAAGGUAAAUAGAUUCCUUUGUAAAGGUUUUUUGUUUUGUUUUGAGUGAGCAGUUCAACCUUAAAGGACCACGUUUGCUGUUUUGCUUGUCAGGUUAGUGCUGGAACAUACGGUUGCUUUUUUUGCAUUAGGAAUCUACUCUGUAUCUUUCAUACUGCAUCCUUGAGCCUGUAUACCACUCUUGUGGCCCUGAAGCCUAUGGUAAAAAAAAAGUAAUGUGGUGGGUUAGAUUGUAUCAAGCUUUAUGUGGACAGGAUUAUUUUACAAUGACAACCUUUAAAAUGGUAUAUUUUUUGAUGAGCCUGCUGGCUUUCGGAGGAUUUUAUGGGGAAGGACCUGGCUUUGUAGGAGACUGAUGAAUCCUGGCGCGUAUUUGCACUCUGUCAUCACCGAUGUUUUAGGGAUUUCACCAUUGCAUCUUAAGUUGGGCAGCUGAUCCUUUGCUGAGAUCGCUCCCACUGGGUGGAACUUGCUCCUCCCGGAGCCUCAUCCGUUCCUGUCUCACAGCCCAGGGUCAUGGUGCCAAGGGGGACAACGUAUAUGAAUUUCAGCUUGCGUUUCUAGAACCGGUCAUGCCCCGACUGGUGUACAAAGUGACUCAAAGACAGCUGAACAUCACCGUGCAGAAAAAAGAAAGCACCUGGUGGGAAAGACUCACCAAACAGGAGAGGCGCCCAUUGUUCCUAGCCCCUGAUUUUGAUCGCUGGCUAGAUGAGUCGGAUGCUGAAAUGGAACUCAAAGCAAAGGAAGAAGAAGAAAGGAUUAACAAAAUCCGAAUUGAAUCCAGAGUCCCUAAAGACCCUUUCAGACAGCUGAAGAGAGGAUAUUUGUUCAUGUAUAAUCUUGUGCAGUUUUUGGGGUUCUCCUGGAUUUUUGUGAAUAUGACAGUUCGCCUGUUUAUCUUAGGAAAAGAUUCCUUCUACGAUACAUUUCACACCAUUGCUGACAUGAUGUAUUUCUGUCAGACGCUCGCAUUUAUAGAGAUCCUGAACUCACUGGUAGGAAUCGUCAGGUCGCCACUUGUACCUUCUUUGCUCCAGGUACUCGGAAGAAAUUUUGUCUUGUUUAUUGUCCUUGGAAAUGUGGAGGAAAUGCAAAGCAAAGCGGUGGUGUUCUUUGUAUUUUACUGCUGGAGUAUUAUUGAGCUAUUCAGGUAUCCAUUCUACAUGCUUUCCUGCAUUGAUAUAGAAUGGAAAUUACUAACUUGGAUCCGAUAUACCAUCUGGAUUCCUCUCUAUCCUUUAGGCGCCUUGGCAGAAGCCGUCUCUCUGAUUCAGGCCAUUCCGAUCUUCAGUGAAACAGGGAAGUUUAGUUUCACACUGCCGUAUCCGAUGAGCACUACAAUCAAAUUUUCAUUCUUUCUUCAAAUCUACCUUGUACUGUUAUUUUUAGGUUUGUUUAUAAACUUGCGUCACCUCUACAAGCAAAGGAGGCAGCACCUUGGAUCAAAAAAGAGAAAGAUGAAGUAAAACAGGGACUACAAUGCUUUCCUAGACCUAACUUAUCUUAAUGACAGGAGCCUCUGAUUCUUACAAUUUUACCUAUUAUAAUAAUGGAAAGGAUUUUCUACAGCUAAAUGAUCAUGUUAGAUUUCAGUGACUCUUCAGAUAGCAUUCCCAUACACUGUAUUGAGUUCCUCUUCAAUCAUAUACGCAUGGCACUUAAUGUUGAACAAUGGCAAUAUUUAAACAUGUUUCCUAUCAGUUACCAUAUUAUAAAAAGAAAUCCUAUUCGCAAAAAACUGAGCAGCUCUAACUGGGAAUAGAAUAGUUAUUUUUAAUUGGAUAUUUGCUCUUUUUCAGAUAUUGAAUGCAGAUAAGGCUUGUGAUGCUGGGGUAUAAUAUGUCAGACCAUCCAUGCUAUGUGAAACUGACUAGGAGUGGCCUGAGGAGCUGAGAAAUGUAUUUAUUAAUGGUCAGUGCUAGGUCUUCUUUUUUUCAGCAGGCUUUUGCUCAUGCAUUUAAACCUGGGAGCAACUAGUAUCAGCAUUGGACACCACCAGCUUGUUCUUAACGCAUGUAUGAUAGGAAGGCUUCAUCUCGCUCCCCCAUGGAAUAGAAAUACGUAGUGGUGUCCAGCAGCCCGUCCGGCCACAUACAUCCUAGCCAGUCAUUAAUGGGAGCUACCUACUCCUUCAAAUUUUCCUCACCAGCUGACAUAGCUGCUACUUCACACUGCUUUGUGGUCACUAACUCUGCCCUUCCAGAUGGUGAGAAUUUAAAUACCCAAACUCAGACACUGGAAAACCAGGCAGUGUAGGGGUGAGGUUCCAUUCCCUGCUAUUCUUCACCCAGUAGCCCACAAAAAUUAGAAUUCCACCAGGAAAUGCAGAGGUAAAGCAGGCCUCCCUUGAGAUGAUCCCACAACCUUCCUUCUACUACCAUGGGGAGGCAGCCCCUUGUCCACUCCUCUUUAGGAAUGGUGUAAGUGUUUGGCUCAAACCCUGUUGAGAAGCAAGCAAGCACCUGUUUUCCGAUUCCCUCAAUGCAGAAGACUGCAGCUAAGGAGUCUGCAUGCCAGGCUGGCCAUCUGCUUUUGGGGUGCAGUAGUGGGGGCCUAAGAAGUUAGGGACCAUUUUGUAUUGUGUACGAGAUCUCAGCAAAUGGGAGGCAAGUGAUGUUUCAGGUUUAUGCUUUAGGUGAAUUGUAAAAGUAAUUUUAUUUGUUUAAAACAAAGGAAGCCUCAUUGCUUAAAAAUGAGCUGUUUUGAAUAAAGGGUGCCAUGAUUAAAGUGACUUCUACACCCCCACCCUGAUCUGUCAGGAUUUAGUCCUCUCUGACCCUUUGCAUUUUCUCUGAAAUUAACUAAAGUCUGAUUUAAAUAAACGUAAUUGUAAUCUUGACUAGAGCAGUUGUACUGUUAACCCAGCUGAGUCUAGUACUCUUUCUCCCAGCACCCACCGUAACCCUUGUGCAAGUUAAUUCCAGAGCGAUCAAUUUAUUUCCAUCUCACUGUUUGUAUAGCUUUGUUUUACGAAUGCAUAACACCAGAAAAAAAAAAGUUGCUAUAUUUUCAAUGUGAAAUACCCUUUUCUCCAAUGAUUGUUGUUGUGAGGUUUACACUAGAACAUUUAGGUGGGGUUUUUGCAGAGAAGUGGUCAACCGCCACUGAAGGCAUUCUGCAGAAAGACACCAUCCUAAGGAACUUUCACCACUAUCGAAGGGCAGGGCUAUUCUUAAAAUACUGCAUCAGCGCAGCUGCAGCACUUAAGUGAAGACAUACCUACUCCAACAGGUGAGUGUCUCCUGUUGGUGUAGUUAGUUAAGCCACCUUCCCAAGAGGUGGUAGCCGUGUUGACGGGAGAUGCGCUGUCUACACACGGGGUUAGGUCAGUAUAACUGCGUGUCGCUCCGGGGUGUGAUUUCACCCCGAGUGACAUGAUUAUACUAGUAUAGGUCUGUAGCAUAGACCUGGCCUAAAUGUGUUAAAAGGAGCUUUUCUGUGUGAAAGGCUAAAAAAAGGGCAUGGCCAGCUUCCUCAGGGUAGUUACACCAUAAUUUAUACACUGUGUCACUUCUACAUACGCAUGUAUUUGACAGUGAAUCAAGGGAUUGAAUAUCUUGGUGCCGACACUGAGAAUUUAACACAGCAUUCAUUCUUUUAAUUCCUUUAAAGGGCAUUAUUUAUGAAAUACAUGGUUGUGAGGGUAUGGGGCAGGCACCGCAACCCCGUAUUUGGUAUGAUUUGCCAGGGAUCUUCUAUUGCUGAGUUUGCUCAUCCUUCCAAAGGCAGCUGAAUGUGUAUUUCUAUUAAUAAAGAUUUACAAGCAAAGUC